Molecule: messenger RNA, 1872 nt
Organism: Panicum hallii
Lineage: Eukaryota; Viridiplantae; Streptophyta; Magnoliopsida; Poales; Poaceae
Product: low affinity sulfate transporter 3-like
Exons: 12
Coding region: 16-1815 (599 amino acids)
Biological process (GO): transmembrane transport
Cellular component (GO): membrane
Molecular function (GO): secondary active sulfate transmembrane transporter activity
Source: RefSeq, a predicted model, not a curated record
GAGAAGCUUGUCAACAUGGUCGGCGACGUGUUCUUGCCUCUAGCCAACGGCGGCGCUGGCCAGCCUCCGUGGUGGACAUGGGUCUGGACGGCACUGCAGUUUUUGUUCCCGGUGCUGAAAUGGGGGAGGAGCUACAGCCUCAAGUCCUUCAGGAGCGACAUCAUGGCCGGCCUUACUCUUGCCAGCCUUGGGAUACCACAGAGCAUUGGAUACGCCAGUCUAGCCAAACUGGACCCUCAGUACGGCCUUUACACGAGCGUUGUGCCACCUCUCGUGUAUGCCGUAAUGGGAACGUCGAGGGAGAUAGCAUUCGGCCCCGUCGCUGUGAUCUCGCUGCUGCUGUCGUCGAUGAUCGAGAAGAUCGUCGACCCGGCAGCCGACCCGGGGUCCUACAGGGGCGUUGUCUUCACUGUCACCUUCCUCGCCGGGGUCUUCCAGAUCUCGUUCGGCCUUUUCAGGCUGGGAUUCCUGGUCGAGUUCCUGUCGCACGCUGCAAUCGUCGGAUUCAUGGCAGGGGCAGCGAUUGUGAUUGGGAUGCAGCAGCUAAAAGCUCUGCUUGGCUUGACGCACUUCACCAACAACACUGACGUUGUUUCUGUUGUUAAAGCCGUUUACUCCGACCUGCACGACGACCCGUGGCACCCAGGCAAUUUCUUUAUCGGUUUCUCGUUCCUCGUGUUCAUCCUAAGCGCCCGGUUCGUGGGGAGGAAGUACAGGAAGCUCUCCUGGAUGUCCUCUAUUUCGCCUCUGCUCUCCGUCAUCUUUUCCACCGCUGCCGUCUACGCGACGAGGGCUGACAAGCAUAACGUGAAGAUCAUACGGCAUGUUCAUGCAGGUUUGAACCCAAGCUCUGCUAAACUGCUGCACUUGAGGGGACCGUACACUGCAGACUGUCUGAAGAUUGGCUUCAUCUGCGCUGUUAUUGCACUAGCGGAAGCCAUAGCUGUCGGGCGGUCUUUCGCCUCGAUGAGAGGGUAUAGGGUAGAUGGAAACAAAGAAAUGGUCGCGAUUGGAUUUUCAAAUGUCGUCGGAUCACUGUCCUCUUGCUAUAUGGCAACAGGUUCAUUCUCUCGCACAGCUGUCAACUUCAGCGCAGGCGCCACGUCCACGGUCUCCAACAUCGUCAUGGCCGUCACGGUUUUCAUCGCUUUGGAGCUGUUGGCAAAGUUGCUCUACUACACCCCCAUGGCCGUGCUCGCCUCCAUCAUCCUGUCAGCUCUUCCCGGACUGAUCGAUGUGAAAGAAGCUCACAGCUUAUGGAAAGUCGACAAGCUGGACUUCAUGACAUGCCUCGGAGCAUUCGUUGGCGUGCUGUUUUGGUCUGUGGAGGCAGGCCUCGCCGUUGCGAUUGCUGUCUCCUUUGCGAAGAUUAUCGUGCAUUCAGUUCGUCCUCAGGUCGAGAUCCUGGGGAGGUUUCAUGACACGGACACGUUCUGCAACACGAAGCAGUACCCAAUGGUCGGCGAAACACCGACUGUUCUGACGGCACGCAUCGGCACCUCGUUUCUCUGCUUCGUCAACGCCAAUUCCAUCAGAGAAAGGAUUACAGGGAGGGUAGCUGAAAAGCGCGAGGAAGUUCGCUCCGUCGUUCUUGACGUGUCAAAUGUUGUGGACAUCGACACCGCAGGGCUGGCGGCCCUGGAAGGGAUGCGCAGGGACCUGGCUUCUCGUGGCGUACAGAUGGCCCUAGCCAGCCCUGGGUGGCGGGUGAUCCACAAGAUGAGACUGGGGCAGCUCGUCGCGGGAAGCGCCGGAGGCGACUGGAUCUUCCUCACCGUUGCGGACGCGGUGGAAGCCUGCCUGGGCAAGGUGUGAGUGGUUAGGUUUAGGGAGAUGGAGCUGGGCCUGAAUAGGAUGGGGGUCAGAUGCAGG